AUGAUGUUCCCUGUGGAUCUGCUGGAUAAUUGCAGUCAUGAGGAACUGGAAACUUCUGCUGAAGAUUACAUGUCAGACCUAAGGUGUGGGGACCCAGAAAAUCCAGAAUGCUUUUCUUUUCUAAAUAUUACGAUUCCUAUUAGCCUGUCAAAUGUAGGCUUUGUGCCUCUUUAUGGUGGAGAUCAGACCCAGAAAAUCCUUGCUCUUUUUGCACCUGAGGACUCACUCACAGCUGUUGCACUUUACCUUGCUGAUCAGUGGUGGGCUAUUGAUGACAUUGUGAAAACAUCUCUCCCUUCUAGAGAAGGGCUUAAACAGGUGAGCACUCUUGGGGAGAGAGUGGUUCUGUAUGUUCUGAAUCGAAUUAUUUAUAGAAAGCAGGAAAUGGAGAAAAAUGAGAUCCCAUUUCUGUGUCAUAGCAGUACUGAUUAUGCUAAGAUUCUGUGGAAGAAAGGAGAGGCCAUUGGGUUUUAUUCAGUUAAGCCUACAGGAAGUGUGUGUUCCUCAUUUCUUACCCAAAGCUACCAGCUUCCAGUUCUUGAUACAAUGUUUGUGAGAAAAAAAUUUCGAGGCAAAGAUUUUGGGCUUCACAUGGUAGAGGACUUUGUUGAUUCCUUUACAGAAGAAGCACUGGGCUUGCGGUAUCCACUGUCCUCACUCAUGUACACAGCUUGCAAACAGUACUUUGAAAAGUAUCCAGGAGAUCAUGAACUCCUCUGGGAAAUUGAAGGAGUUGGACAUUGGUACCAGAGAAUACCAGUUACCAGAGCGUUACAGAGAGAAGUGCUUAAUGUUACAGCAGUUUCUCAGAACGAAUCUAAACGACCUGUGUCGGAAGAAUUUGGUCUUACAUCUAUUCCAGAAUGUGAAGCAGAAACUGGAGAUAAUCAGCCUAGUGAGAGGCAACUAACUAUUGAUUCAGUAAAAGAUGUCUUUGCAAGUACUUCUGAAGGUCACAGUAAAACACCUGUUUCAACUCGUACUCGAAGUGGUCAUCUAAAGCGGCCAAAGAUUGGAAAGAGGUUUCAGGAUUCUGAAUUUAGUAGUUCUCAAGGUGAAGAAGAAAAGACUCCUCAGAGUUCACCUGCAGCUUCUACGAACAAAUUAGAGUCCACUAUACGCACAUCAGAGAGCUCAGAAGAAUUCCCAGAAGAACAAGAAGAAAAUGUGAUUGAAUUUGAGGAUGAAAGCAGUGACAAAGAUGCACAGCCAACACCAGACACCCAGCCGUGCCUAGAGAAACAAGAUGAAGAAAAGGAAUCUGAAUUAGAACCUGUGAAUGGUGAGAUAAUGGAUGAUACUCUUAAGACCUCACUUGUAACUGAAGAAGACAACUCCACAGUUGAGGUAUUAGAUGAAGAAUUAAAAUUGCAGUCUUUUAACUCCAAUGAGGACUCUUUGAAUCUUGCUCCAUUGGUAGAAGAAUCUUCAAAGCCUUCUGAAGCCGUUGCACAGGAUAAGACUCCACUUCUAAGUGAUGCAGAACCAUUGACAGAAGAAAGCAGCCCAUCUGAUGAGAAAGGGAACACUGAAGAGAAACUGGUUGCAAGAAAGAAAGCACAUUUUGGGAGUUCGGAAGAUGUAGCUACUGUUCCCAAUGAAGAACGAUCUGACAGUGGUUUUCCAAAUUCUGUGAUAACGGAAUUUUCUGAAGAAUCAAUCUCUGAAAAUUUAUCACCCAACACUACUUCGUCAUUGGAAGACCAGGCUGAGGAGGGUCUCCCUGAGUCCCAGGAAACAUCUCCUGCCCUUCCUCAGAGUUCUUUGAUAGAGGUAGAACUUGAAGAUGUGCCAUUCUCACAGAAUGCAGGACAGAAGAACCAGUCAGAGGAGCAGUCUGAAGCAUCUUCUGAGCACCUGGAUCAGUUCACACCAUCUGCAGAAAAAGCUGUGGAUAGCAGUUCAGAGGAAAUAGAAGUGGAAGUGCCUGUCGUAGACAGGAGGAAUUUAAGAAGAAAGGCCAAGGGGCACAAAGGACCUGCUAAAAAGAAAGCCAAGUUAACUUGA
Elephantulus edwardii (Cape elephant shrew) is the source of this 2007-nucleotide messenger RNA. RefSeq names its product family with sequence similarity 169, member A (gene FAM169A). The transcript is spliced from 12 exons. The record is from RefSeq and is a predicted model, not a curated record. Lineage: Eukaryota; Metazoa; Chordata; Mammalia; Macroscelidea; Macroscelididae. The coding region runs from base 1 to 2007 and encodes 668 amino acids.